ACACCAAUUGGGUAGCUGCAUAUUGUCAACAGAAGUGAAAGAUGGCGGCCGCCAUGGUUUCAUCGAGUAGCGGAGACGAGGAAAACGCACCAGAAAGUCUCAAAAAGUCAAAAUUGUCAACACACAAACAUUGUUACAUGCAUAUUACGUCUGUGAAGCACGAAAAGGUUGAUUGUUUUACCAAUACAAGAUGGAAUACGUACAGGACAAGCUUACAACGGUCGCUCGGCUUGAAGGGAGACUCUCGGAACGUGGUGGCUGAAAACCACAAGCACUGUCUUGAUUUCGAGUUCGAAGAUAUUCCUGAGGACGCUGGCUUCCACCACAUAUGCUACAUAAGGUUUACCGACACAAAGGCCAUGACGAAGGUGGAAAGACGGCUCGCACGUGAGGGAGAUCAAGACGUUAGGGAGGACCUUGAGGUCGAGCCCAUCCCAUCGACGUCUCGCAGCACGUACCGAAGCCAAACAGAGAAGCUACGAUCAAGGUCAGGCCUGCCAAUCGCAGGCUCUGGCCCCGUCCUUCCUGCCCUGUGCAUUAUAUGCAAGAUGAAGGAGAAAAUGAUCAUCAAAGCAGGCAAGCGACAAAGGGAUCAACUGUGUAAGGCUGAAACAUUAAAAGCAGGCAAAUUGCAGAAAGCUGCUGAGAAGAAAGAUGACCAAAGUGUUCUUUUACAUAUAAAAGACAAAGACUGUGUGGCUCUGGAGGUGCGGUACCACAAAAGCUGUUACAGUCAGUACACCAUGUUUUUGCUGAGACCUGACAAACCAGAGACAGAACAGGAUGAGGCAAUGUUUGAUGCCAGUUACAAGCUGUUCUGUGAGAGGAUCAUCCGCCAGAGGCUGCUUGUCAACAAUGAGGUGCUUAGAAUGGGCCAGCUGAGGCAGGCCUUCAUUGACAUGGUGAAAGCAAACGAAGGUGUUGAUGCUUCAAACUACAGACAGGAUCUGUUGAAGAAGAGGCUGGCUCAAGAUUUCCCUCAGCUAGCGUUUCACAUGCCCACCAAGCGCAACGUCUGCGAACUGGUUUUUGCUGAGACUCUGUCAAAGGAUGCACUCGUGGACAUGCUACCAGAUCCAUCCGGUACGGAAACAACACAGUCCAGUGAAUUGAGCCAGACAGACAGCGACAAUGAAACAGGGAGAACAAAGUGCCAAACAACACAUGAGGACACAAGGACACUGUAUACAGCAGCGUUGUUUUUGAAAAGACUGCUUAGUGACACUCCUGGCAUGUCAUGCCCAUGGCCUCCCACUUCUGAAAAUGUAAAUGUCACUGAAUCUCAAACUGUUGUCCCCAUUGGACUAUACAAUCUGCUCAGCUGGAUUAUAGGUUCCACUGAGGAGCCAACACUGGAUCAUUAUGUCAACAUUGAUGAUGACGUACAUUUGAAAGUGUUGUCUGUUUGUCAAGACAUUGUGUACCUUGCUUCCAAGGGCCGCAAGCAGACACCCAAGUCCUUGGCUUUAGGUUUAACUGUUCGACAUUUAACUGGAUCAUCACGCAUUGUAUCACUGCUUAACAGACUGGGACAUUGUGCAUCAUGGGACACAGUUUUGAGUCUAGACACUAGCCUUGCCCAACUGACACUAGUAGAAGGCAGAGACAAAAUACCGAAGGGAUUCUCAAAGCGGACACCCACAACACUUGUGUGGGAUAACAUUGACUUUGGUGAGGAGACACUAUCGGGUCGUGGAACUACUCACCAUACAAAUGGAAUUAUGCUCCAGAGUGUGCCCGGCGAGCCUAUGUCCACAGCAAUCAGACAGCCACUGAGAAAGGGAGUUACCUCAUUCAUAGCCCCCCCCCCAAUGCCUAUACAACCUUACCAUCAGUCCAAAAGGCAAGGGCCACAGAACUUGUGUCAACCAGUGCAGUCAGCGACAUGCAGAAUGGACACCCACUUUGCUGUACAAGCUGAAAUGGCAUAUGCUUUUGUGAAGUCCACAUGUACGGAUAGUUGUACAAUCCCAAGCUGGACAGGGUUCCAUACACUGCUUCAGGAUGAAAACACUCUGCAGAAGUCCGCAUUGUAUUAUCUUCCAGUCAUUGAAGCCUCACCAACAGAGAUGUCAACAGUCAACACUAUCCUGAAGCGAAGUGUCCAGAUUGCUGACCAGCUAGAACUGGAUCAUAUCGUUUUAGUGUUUGACCAGGCUAUAUAUGCCAAAGCACAGCAAAUACGCUGGAAGGAUGUUGAGUUUACAAAGCGUCUAGUGAUUAGACUAGGUGAAUUCCAUACAUGCAUGUCCUACCUGAGUAUUCUAGGCAAAAGGUUCGGAGAUGCAGGACUGCAAGAUAUCCUCAUUGAAUCUGAAGUUGUUGCCCCAGGAUCCAUCAAUGGGGUACUCAAUGGCCAUCACUACAAUCGCAGCAUGAGGGCUCAUAAACUUCUAUAUGAGAGUCUGCAGCGCAUCCGGUUUAUCACCUUCAUGGACUCCUUGCCACCCCAAGAGAGAGCUGCGUGCAUGGAUGUCAUCACUGAGAUGGAAUGUGCCUUUCCAGACAGAUUGAUGGAUGUUUUGAGUGCAGAUCAGAGGUUUGAUAAUAUGUGCUCGAAAUAUGCAGACUUUGUGCAGAGGAGGAGUACAGAGAAUGCAACAUUUGCUUUCUGGAGCUCAUACAUUGACAUGAUGCAGCUACUCCUCCUGUUUGUGAGAGCAACGCGAGAAUCAAACUGGCAGCUUCACCUGUCAACCGUCCGGUUAAUGAUGCCAUGGUUUUUUGCCUACGAUAGAGUAAAUUACGCUCGAUAUUUACCUGCAUACUGGCUGGAAAUGAUGAAUCUGCCUGUCACACAUCCCUCUUGCCACAGUGACAUGAAUGUGAAAGGCCAGUGGACUGUCCAGCGACAAAGUGUUCAUGGAUUUGCCUCCAUUGCUUGCGACCAGGCUAUUGAGCAAACGCUUAACAGAGAUGCCAAGACCAAAGGUGGCUGGACAGGGAUCACACAAAAUCGGUCUGCAGUGUAUCGCUGGAUACUGUCACAGCAUGAAAGAGCCGCGAUAGCAAGACAGUGUGAAUCAAUGGCAGGGAUAUCUCCUGAGCUACGGACAAGAAAAGACCUGGACAAGACACGCAUCUCUGCUGAUGCAAAGGCUGUGAGUAGAAUCUUGGACACUAUUGAUUCCAUGCUCAACCCUUUUGAUGUACACCAAGACGGCAUUGUGUGUCUUAGCUCUGGAAGAGUAGCAACAGGAGAAAUCACAAAGGAUUUGCUUGUUGCCUCAGAAAAGGGUGAAAAUGCUGUAAAGGAGUUUAUGGAGCAGAGACUGUUAUCCAAAACAGUUGACAUAUUUGCCCCCAUAAUAUCACAAAAACUCAAGACUCUCAGUGAUCAGAAAAAGCCCCCCAAAAAAUCUGCAGCAGGCAAGGAAGUGAUUUUGCGUGCUGACAAGAAGUUAUUUUCCAGGCUCCUCAUCCUUGGCCAGAGCAGGAAAAUUGAAAUGAGGGAAAUUCUGUCAUAUUCCUUGGGAACUGUGUCAUAUCCAUUAGCAAGUGCUGAUGGUUCACUUGCCAAAACAAACAAAUCAGCUCUCAUGGAUCUAUUGCAGAGCAAAGGUGGAGAGUGCUUGGUUGACAAAGUUCCAAUAGGUGGUGCCAUUCUUUUUGAUGGCAUGGCAGUCAUGCAGGCCAUGCCAUCCAGACCAGCAACAUUUGGAGAGCUUGCAGAGACCAUACUGCAGAGCAUACUCCAACUUGCUUUGCAUCACAAGUGUACACGCAUUGAUUUUGUCACUGACCGGUAUCCACCCAUCAGCAUCAAAAGCCUAGAACGGUCCCGUAGAGCUGAUGCAGGGUCACAACUAAUAACAAUCUUCAGCCCAGAUCAGAGAACUCCAACCCAGUGGAAGAAGUUUCUCUCUGACGGAAAAAAUAAGGAAGCACUGGCCGAAUUCCUUUAUGUGGCAUGGACACAUGCAGACCUCACAACAGUGGGUAAAAACCUCAGCUUGUACAUUGCCCAUCAAAAUCAAUGCCACUGUGUAACUGUCAUGGAGGGUGUACAGUCUGUUGAUGUUGUUGAAGACCUGCAGUGUGAUCAUGAGGAAUGUGACACACGGGUGUUUUUACAUGCCCAACAUGCUGCACAGGAGCACAAAGCUGUCAUCAUCAAGAGCUCGGACACUGAUGUGGCAGUCAUUGCUGUAAGUCUGCAGGCAGAUUUGCCAUGCAGCUUAUAUGUGUUCACAGGGACUGGCAACAGGACACGGAUCAUUGACAUUGCCAUGGUGUCAUCAGCUCUCGGAACCAGUGUGUGUUCAGCCUUGAUUGGAAUUCACACGUUCUCUGGGUGUGACUCCACAAGCGCUUUCUAUGGCAAAGGCAAAAGAAAGUCAUUUGCUGUUGCAUGUGAGAAAGAUGACUACCUUAAGGCUUUCAGAAGUUUAGGUACUAACUUUGACUUGGAGCAAUCAACAUUUGCACUUCUUUGCCGGUAUGUAUGUCACCUGUAUGAUCAGCCAGCAGCCGAACAUGUAAAUGAUGCUAGGUACAAGGCUUUCUGUAUGGCAUCAUCGGCCUUGCCAGAAUUAAGCAUUCCCCCUACUCAUGAUGCCCUCCAUCAGCACUGCAAAAGGGCAAAUUACCAGGCAGCAAUAAUGAGGUCCUGUCUCAAAAGAGAAAUGAAUGCUCCAUCACCUGCUGGAUAUGGUUGGGAAAUAGAGGAUGGGAACUUACACGUCACCUGGAUGACAAGAAAUCCUGCCCCUGACAGUGUGUUGCAUGUGAUACACUGCAGCUGCAAAGAGUCUGCCUGUGAGAAAGGCAGAUGUUCAUGCUUCUCUGCAGGACUCUGUUGCACAGACUUAUGUCGUUGCUCAAAUUGUGCAAAUAAAAAAGAAACAGAGGAAGAGAACGAUGACUGCCCUGACACUGACAGUGAGGAAUAGGAAUAAAAGAGCCUUCUUUCCAUCUUUCUUAAGCUCUUUUCUGUUCUUUUGGUUUUAGUGCCUGGCCGACGCGCUCACA
Molecule: messenger RNA, 4971 nt
Organism: Gymnodraco acuticeps
Lineage: Eukaryota; Metazoa; Chordata; Actinopteri; Perciformes; Bathydraconidae
Exons: 4
Coding region: 42-4892 (1616 amino acids)
Source: RefSeq, a predicted model, not a curated record